Messenger RNA from Mycotypha africana, 864 nucleotides. RefSeq names its product mono-functional DNA-alkylating methyl methanesulfonate N-term-domain-containing protein. NCBI's taxonomy places the organism in Eukaryota, Fungi, Mucoromycota, Mucoromycetes, Mucorales, Mycotyphaceae. The coding region runs from base 1 to 864 and encodes 287 amino acids. The record is from RefSeq and is a predicted model, not a curated record. Gene Ontology annotation, molecular function: protein binding. The transcript is spliced from 8 exons.
AUGAGUUUUCUUUAUUCUGAACAACAAUCUAUGAGUAGAAUAUUGUUGGUCUUGGUCGUUUAUAAUGAUGUCGAACGCUUGUGUCGGUUAGUACUAUACGCCAUUGAUGCCUCGGACACAAAUAACAUAACCAUAGAGAAAAUCAGUAGGCUACCGCUUGAAAAACAUACUCCGUCACCUUUACUUCUUAUACCAUUAAACUUCCAACCUGAAUCGUUCUUGCUUAUUACGGAACAAGAGGCCUGCUUACUAACAGCGGAUGAUUUGAGUUGUGGCAAUGUUUUUUAUCCAACAAGAUUAUUACCCAGAUCGUUUGGAGAGUUUGACUGGUCUAAUAAUAAAAACAGGUGCUUUAUUUACUGCAUUCGCUGCACAUCCGGAAAGGUAGAGAUAGAAAAUACUGGAGAAAUAUACUGGCAUUGUGCUGGGAAUGUAAACCCAAUAGGACAAACGAUGUGUGUAGUAGGAACUUUGAAUGUAAUAGAACACGAUAAUGAUGAACGAGAAGGAGAUGUACUGCUGUAUGCUGGAGAGGGGGCUGAUAAUGAGGUUAUUGCGGUAGCUAUCGCUUUGAUAACCCUUCAAAUUCUGGACAAUUUUGCACCGCUGACUGAUAUGAAUGUGGUGCGCGACGAUGGGCACGAAGACACUCUCAUUUUUUGCAGUGGUUGCGACACACACGGCUCUUUGCGAAUCAUCAAUCAUGGAGUUGAAACCUUUAAGCUUCAGUCUUCCAAACCGGAUUGGAAAGGAAUGUAUCGCACAUGGUCCUCUUACUCAAAAUUAUCGUUGGGUUCUUUGGGAGAAAGAUAUAUAUUGCUUUCGUCAUUGGUAGACACGCGAUUGUUAGCUACAAAAGGUUAG